AUGUCUUUGUAUGAGAGGCAGGCCGUUCAGGCACUACAAGCUCUUCAGCGACAGCCCAAUGCGGCUCAGUAUUUCCAGCAACUCAUGCUCCAGCAGCAGAUCAGCAGUGCACAGCUACAGAACCUGGCGGCAGUUCAACAGGCAACACUUGCUGCAAGUCGGCAGUCCAAUACUCAGAGUAACAGCGGCUCCCAGCCUGCAUCUACAGUGAACCUCAGUACCAUGUCUCCUGGAGGGACCACUCCACGGCCACAUUGUGCCACAACAACAACAACGGCUCUGAGUCAGUCUGUGCUGAUUGGGGGCAACUCUACGGGACAGGGACAGAUGUAUUUGAGAGUUAACCGUUCUCUUCGUGCUCCUCCUCAGUUCAUCUUCAUGCCUGGAGGAGCAGCCACCGCGACAGUGGCGACCGUGGCCCAGACUCAGACGCAGCAGCAGCAGCAGCAGGACACCACAUUGAAUGGAGGAAACCAGACCGACAACGAUCAGGUACAAAACCUCGCUCUCCACCACGUGUCCACACCAAGGACACUAUCUAUUAAAUCUGAGCUUCCGGAGAGAAAAGACUGCUUAAUCCAACAGCAGGCCUUUGGACAGACCCAACAAGUCCAAUCACAGCCACAAGCGACCAAGCCGUUUAACCAGCUGCCCAACAUCUCUGUGAAGACUGGGAACGCCACCACCAUGACCGUGACCCCGGCUGCAUCAGUUGCACCUUCUCCUUCCUCCAAUGCGCUCCCCCUCUCACAGCUCCUCCUCUCCCCCUCCUCUGCCCCGGUCAUUCUAGUCCCUACAUCCAGUGUCUCCACCUCCGCACAGGGCUACCCCAUGGCCUCAGUAACCCCCAAACCCAACAUGAGCGCGCAAACUCUUGUGGUCCAACCUCUGCAGCAAACAAACUCGUCGGAGAAAGGCUGGAUCCCAGUGCCGAUCCAGCCCAAGACGCCUCACCGUUUGCCCGUGCAAUUGCCCCCCCGGCUUCCCACACCCAUCCUGCCAGCCCCCCCCAGCAGCGCGGCCUCGACAGGGGGACAUGGCGCGCCUCACGUCCCGGUACAAUUGGUGGGGGCCAGGCAGAGCGCAGGAGGAGGGGCUCAGGCUGUGGCUUUAGCACAAGUGCGGAGUAAUGUGGCUGUGGAACACACCCUUGGGGCAGUCGGUGUGGCCAGCAACACCACAUCCAAUAUGACAAAACCACUUGUCGGAUCCCUGAAGAGGAAGUCUGACUGUGACGUUCCCAGUGACAUCACAACGUCUGAACCACUUGACUCUUUGUCCAUUAAAGACGCUGCGCCGCCGCUGUCUCCUGCUCCAAAGGACACGGUGCCGCCUGCAGUGGCUGCCUUCUCCACUCCCCCCACUCUCUCUCUACCGCCGCCUCUGUCCAGAGUAGGACUUGGAGACAAAGAUCGGCCUGCUCUUCCUCAGGCUGUAGUCAAACCUCAGGUCCUCACUCACCUCAUCGAGGGUUUUGUCAUCCAGGAGGGAGCCGAACCCUUCCCCGUGGCCGGACUCCUCAAAGACAGAGAUUAUUCCCUCUUGAUGCUGUCAGAAAAUGGGUCUGCGUUGAUGAAGUGCGAGUUCUGUGGAAACCUCAUUCCUGCCCAUCAAAUUAGAGGAUCCAAGAGAUUCUGCUCAAACCCAUGCGCCAAGAGGUACAGAUAUAACAUGAGCUGCAGUCGGCAUUUCAGCAGUGGGAGGAGUGGAGCAGUGACGCCUGAGGGGCCCAGGCGCAGAGGGGCCCCACGCCGAAGCAGCUCUGACACCAGGUCUAACAGCGGCCCCAACCGACACCUGCCAAUAAAGUGUCACUCGGAGUCCAGUCACUCGGAGGAUGUGUCCAGUGAUGGGGAGGACGACUCUGCAUCAGUGUCUCGUUCCUCAUCGCGUUCUGGCUCCAGAACUGAGGCCCCGCGGUCCGACUGCUCUGCCCCCGGAGCAGGGCCUCUGGAGGGGGGCUUUCUCUCCUCCACACCGGCACAGUGGAGCGUGGAGGAGGUCUGCCGUUUUAUCUCCUCUCUACAAGGCUGUGAAGAGCUGGCUGCUCAGUUUUUGUCCCAGGAGAUCGACGGCCAGGCGCUUCUGCUGCUGAGGGAGGACCACCUCAUCUCCACCAUGAACAUCAAACUGGGACCAGCGCUCAAGAUCUGUGCCUCCAUCAACAGCCUGCGCGAGUGA
Molecule: messenger RNA, 2181 nt
Organism: Knipowitschia caucasica
Lineage: Eukaryota; Metazoa; Chordata; Actinopteri; Gobiiformes; Gobiidae
Source: the annotation of a GenBank genome assembly